Messenger RNA from Xenopus tropicalis (tropical clawed frog), 1344 nucleotides. It is a transcript of the gene rasd1, whose product is annotated as ras related dexamethasone induced 1. Gene Ontology annotation, cellular component: plasma membrane. The record is from RefSeq and is marked provisional. Lineage: Eukaryota; Metazoa; Chordata; Amphibia; Anura; Pipidae. Gene Ontology annotation, molecular function: GTPase activity; GTP binding.
AUUCGUUCUCUGUCAGAGGCAGACUCACCGCAAUGAUCAAGAAAAUGUGCCCCGGGGAGACCGAGCUGAACAUCCCCCCCAAGAACUGUUACCGAAUGGUCAUCCUGGGCUCCUCCAAGGUGGGCAAAACCUCCAUCGUGUCCCGCUUCCUGAGCGGCCGAUUUGAGGAGCAAUACACCCCGACCAUCGAGGAUUUCCACCGAAAGUUCUACAGCAUCCGGGGGGAGGUGUACCAGCUGGAUAUCUUAGAUACUUCGGGCAACCACCCCUUCCCGGCCAUGAGAAGGCUCUCCAUCCUCACCGGUGAUGUGUUUAUCUUGGUCUUCAGCCUGGACAACAGGGACUCCUUUGAGGAGGUGCAGCGGCUGAAGCAGCAGAUCAUUGAGACCAAGUCCUGUCUCAAGAACAAAACCAAGGAGAAUGUGGAUGUUCCCAUCGUUAUCUGUGGGAAUAAAGUGGACCGGGACUUCUACAGGGAGGUGCAACCUCAUGAGAUUGAGCAGCUGGUUGGGGAGGACAGUAAAUGUUCUUACUUUGAGGUAUCGGCCAAGAAGAACUCCAGCCUGGAUGAGAUGUUCAAGGCUCUGUUCACCAUGGCCAAGCUGCCCAGUGAGAUGAGCCCAGACUUGCACCGUAAAGUGUCUGUCCAAUACUGCGAGAUCUUGCACAAGAAGUCCCUGAAGGGCAAGAAAGUCAAGGAGGAUGGGGACGCCUAUGGCAUUGUGGCCCCCUUUGCCCGCAGACCCAGCAUCCACAGUGACUUAAUGUACAUUAGAGCCAAGGCCGUAGGAGGCGGCCAGAGUAAAGACAAAGAGAGGUGUGUGAUCAGCUAGGGCUUGGGCAGGUCUGGCACCGGUGCCUUUAUAAAUAUAUACAUAGAGAAACAGAAAAGACCGUGGCGUUUUUGAAAGAAGCCAAAGCCGAGAUGGCAUGACCGUUGAGGGGGUUCCACUUGCCCCUCCGUGCCUUCUGAUGGUUAGUCAGGCUGCUGAGGAAAGGAGAAGCCUGAUGGGGCAGACGUUGUUGGACAGUUUGGAAGUGGCCAUGAAGCUGGCCAGGAGCUUUACAGUCAUGUGACUGCUGGAGUGGACAAUCUGUACUUUGAGAAAACUCUCUGAUCUGUUGAACCUCCCGAACUGGGUGCAACUCUGGACUGAGUGUGGGGGGAGGAGGAGGGAUGUUAAUAACUGUAUCAGGACUGAAAAGGAAAAGUGAUUUGUUUACAUGGUGCCAUUGUGCCAUCAAUCAGAGUAUUGGAUGAGAACAAAUCCAAAGUGUUUAGAUACUUUGUGCUUUAUUUCCAGUGUCUUUAUUUUUCUACUUAAUAAAAAAACAUAAAAUCAA